Molecule: messenger RNA, 1748 nt
Organism: Myxocyprinus asiaticus (Chinese sucker)
Lineage: Eukaryota; Metazoa; Chordata; Actinopteri; Cypriniformes; Catostomidae
Product: cysteine sulfinic acid decarboxylase-like
Exons: 14
Coding region: 92-1600 (502 amino acids)
Biological process (GO): carboxylic acid metabolic process
Cellular component (GO): cytoplasm
Molecular function (GO): pyridoxal phosphate binding; sulfinoalanine decarboxylase activity
Source: RefSeq, a predicted model, not a curated record
CCUACAUUUUACCACUGGGGUCUGGAGGUAUCCUUACAUUAGAAAAGCUAGAGUUUUCAUGUCUUGAGCAGAAAGGAAAUUAAGCAUCACAAUGACUUCGUCCGUUCCUAAAGAAUAUAUGAAUGGCCAUGUCCACCUGGAAGAAUCAAACUUGUAUGACUCAGAUGGGAAGCUGUUCCUUACUGAGGCUUUCCAAGUGAUUAUGGAGGAGAUACUUCACAAGGGCACUGACAUAAAGGAGAAGGUGUGCGAGUGGAAAGAUCCAGAGCAGCUGAGAACUAUUCUGGACCUGGAGCUCCGAGAACAUGGAGAAUCUCACCAGCAGUUACUGCAGAGGGUCCGGGACGUGGCGAGAUACAGCGUUAAAACCUGUCAUCCUCAUUUCUUCAACCAACUGUUUGCUGGGGUGGAUUACCAUGCCCUGACCGGACGACUACUCACUGAAACUCUCAACACCAGCCAAUACACCUAUGAAGUGGCUCCAGUGUUUGUCUUAAUGGAGGAGGAAGUGCUUUGUAAACUACGUUCUCUGGUUGGAUGGUCAGAAGGUGAUGGAAUAUUCUGUCCUGGGGGUUCUGUGUCCAACAUGUACGCCAUGAACAUCGCUCGAUACUGGGCCUUCCCCCAAGUGAAGACACAGGGCUUGUGGGCCAUACCACGACUGGCCAUAUUUACUUCACAGCAGAGUCAUUACUCCAUGAAAAAGGCAGCUGCUUUUCUUGGUAUCGGGACGGAGAAUGUUUUCCUUGUAAAAGUGGAUGAGAGAGGCAGCAUGAUACCAGAAGACCUGGAAGCAAAAAUUGUUCAGGCAAAAUCCCAAGAUGCUGUUCCAUUCUUUGUCAAUGCCACAGCAGGCACCACAGUGCAGGGUGCCUUUGAUCCCCUCAACAGUAUUGCUGACAUAAGUGAAAGAAACAACAUGUGGAUGCAUGUUGACGCUGCUUGGGGAGGAAGUGUGCUGUUUUCCAAAAAACACAGACAUCUGGUCGCUGGGAUAGAAAGAGCCAACUCUGUGACUUGGAACCCCCACAAAAUGCUUCUAGCUGGCCUGCAGUGCAGUGUUGUUUUGUUAAGGGAUACCACGAAUUUGCUGAUGCACUGUCACAGUGCCAAGGCAACUUACUUGUUCCAACAAGACAAGUUUUAUGAUACAAGUCUGGACACAGGAGACAAGUCUAUACAGUGUGGGCGCAAAGUGGACUGUUUGAAACUCUGGUUGAUGUGGAAGGCAAUAGGAGCAUAUGGACUUGCAGAACGUGUAGAGAAGGCCUUUGCCCUUGCAAGGUAUUUAGUUGAAGAAAUGGAGAAACGAGAGAAUUUCCAGCUGGUCUGUAAGGGGCAGUUUGUUAAUGUUUGCUUCUGGUUCAUACCACCCAGUCUGAGAGGAAAGGAGAACAGUGCGGAUUACCAAGAAAGUUUAUCAAAGGUGGCGCCAGUCAUCAAAGAGAGAAUGAUGAAACAUGGAACAAUGAUGGUGGGUUACCAGCCCAUGGAUGGAUAUGUCAACUUCUUCCGAAUGGUUGUUGUUUCACCUCAACUGACCACUAAUGACAUGGAUUUCGUCCUGGAUGAGAUAGAGAGAUUAGGAAAGGACCUGUAAUCAGUUUGAAUGUAGAGUCUGUGUGUGUGUGUGUGUGUGUGUGUGUGUGUGUGUGUGUGUGUGUGUGUGUCACAGUCCCAUUGUUCUUUUAUGUCCACUUUUCAAAUGGCCUUUUUAAAAAAGAAAAAAAAAAAAAAGGUAACUAAUG